CUUCAUCUUCACAAUCCGCCAGACAGUUCUCUACCAAUCGGACUUCAACUGUGAACACAACUUAACUCACAGUCCAAAGUACAAACACCACCCUUCCAAUAACACUCCCUUCAAAAUUCCACACAACACUCAACCACCUCCACCCACAACGCUCCCAAAGAUGGUGAGUAACUUUCAACUCCCCAACUUCGCAGGCUACUCGUCCGCAAGCAGUGUACCGCAGCCGCAACCCACUACCAUGAGUGGAAUGGACUCAAUCCCAUCCAAUGUCACCUCGUUCGGGACUCAAAUGUGCUUACAAAUGGCCUCUCUGAUCGCUCUCUGCGUCGAAGAGGACUGUUCACGCCUCUUAGGGAACCUCCACACGAUACACAGCGUAGUGGUAUUCUGCAUCGGCUUCGCCUGCAACCUGAUGACCCUCUUCCUCGACAACCUCUGCGAAGCGCUGGAAUCGGACUUCGUGCGCUCACACUUAGUCGUGCUCGCAUAUAUAGGGCUCAUCGUAGAGAUAUUUUACCUCAUAAAACUUAGUAAUCCCGUGGACAAUAUACCCGUUCCUGGGGACAUUGUGCUAUUGAGUUCAAAACCGGCACAUCCAUCUGGUUAUAUCUACAAUCCUGUUAACGAUAUCCCCGUCCCCGGCGAUAUUAUGCAAUUAGAUCCCACUCCGACGACAUCGACGAGCGUUGCUACAGGCUCUGACAGCAGCGAGGGCGAGAAGUCUUCUACUAGCGAUACGUCUAUUACUAGCCAGAGGUCUACACCCCGUGCUAGUAGGUUACCCAUACCCUCACCCAAGAUACUGCCACUUGCAGAACCAUUCACACGCGAUCUGAGGUCCCUAUCCCAUCAACAGAUGCGGGAAUAUCAAGCUGCGGUGAGGACGGCUUUGCAGCCUAGGCGCUUUGGUACCCUAUGGUCUAUUCCGAGUGAGGUGAGGGCGAUUCUGGACAGAGGACGCGUGAGGACCGGGGAACCUGCGACGGGUACUACAAGCCGUACGACGAGGAAGUGAGUGUUGAGUUGACGGGAGGUAAAUAAACUGGUAGAUAUUGAGAGACGAGACAAAUUAACA
This is a messenger RNA of Patellaria atrata CBS 101060, 1075 nucleotides long. The record is from the annotation of a GenBank genome assembly. Lineage: Eukaryota; Fungi; Ascomycota; Dothideomycetes; Patellariales; Patellariaceae.